AUAAAGGACCCAGCUCACGCUGUUCAUGUAAUCAGGACAGAGAUACAGCUUCGGUAAAAAUGGAUCAGCACAUAUCAGAAAUAAAUGCGAUUGAAAGAAUAAGGAAGGCCUUGGUCCAACCCGGAAGCUCAAGCCGCUGCCUCCUUUGCCCAUAUGCCUAUAAGUCUGCUUGCUGUCAAUCAAGCCCCAAGCCGCAGCUGUUCCCGAUCCGUGAAUCAGGCUCUCAGACCGGGCAGCCUGUGCACCUACAGCUUCAAAGAUUAAACUAAGACAAACAAAACGUUUAGUUCUUUAUUCCUCUCGUUGCUCCUGUGAAAUGUCGCGUGUAGAGGACACUGCUCAUCUGUCCAAGUCUCGUCUGAGGUCAGAUUUAGUCAGCCACAAUGUGGAGCUGCCGCCUGCAGGGAGCAAGAAAGAGGUUUACCUGAAGCUGCACCUGGAACACGUGGAUCAGGGAAACGCUGCGGGCUUCUCCAGCGAUGAAGAGGAUCAAGUGCUUUAUGCGCCAGGUGGGGAUCGAGUUGAUACAAAGAUUCCUGACCCAACAGCAUUAUCAGAUAAGGAUCUCAAGGACUUGCUACUUAAAUAUGGAGUUAAAGCAGGGCCUAUUGUAGCCUCGACAAGGGCCGUAUAUGAAAAGAAGCUAAGGAAACUACUGCAAUCUGAUGGGAACGAGGGAUUAAAUGAAGCAGAGACUGCGGUGCUGUACUCAGACAGUGAUGAGGAAGGUGAAGAAAAUGGGGACUUGGAAGACGAGAAGGAAUCAGAGGAAGAGAAAGAAAGAAUUAAUGAAGCACUGGAGCUGAACCAAAAACAGUGCAAUGAGAAAAAUGUGCAGAGGCGUGACUAUCCUUAUUCACAGUGCUUUUUCUUAUCAUCAAAGCUGCGGCCUUGUCCUCAGGAAAACACUGCCUAUCAUUCCAAGAGGAAUUUAGGGAGUGCAUUAAAAUCAUCAGAGUGGACUCAAGCUCAUCGCUCACAGAUUCCAGCAGGAAUUAACAAAGUAUCCUUAAAAACCAACCAUGCAGGAUUAAGAUCAGGGCAUCUUCAGGAACCAGUAAAAAAUAUUUUAAAGGACCUCAUCCCAGAAGCAAAGACCACACCCACUGGGAUCUAUGUCACUCCACGAAGACCCAUCAAGGGUGCGGCACAGCGGCCCAUCCUGUAUGGAUACCCCGACACGCCGGUCAGUCCUACAACCUUGGAAAGACGAGAGGUGGAGAGACGUCUUGUACCCAUCUCUGUCCAGAUUUUGGUCUUCUUUAUUGUUUUGUAUAUCCUUUACUUCAUUUCUAUUAAUGUUUAGGACAGCAUGGCUUUUUUUUGGCCUUGCUGGAGUGUUUAAACCUGUCUUCUGGUAGAAAAGAGGAAUUUCACCUUCUGGUUGAGACAUGGAGCAAACGGUUUGUCUCUCUAGAUCUUUAACUGUUUCAUUCACCAAUGUUUGUUGACACAUAUAUGUGAGCAGGCCAAGACAUGUCUGUUGGUAUUAAGAAUCUGCCAGUCCACUGCAACUCUUUUUGUAUUUUAUCUUGUUUGACCCUAAUAUUGACCAUUUAGCUAAUUGGCAACACUGUUUGAAAAAAGGUACGUUUAGUCCUAUUUGAAAAAUGUUAUUUAAAUUGCAAACUUUGAUGUAAUUCUUUAUGCCUUGAAUUUGUAUUGUAAUACUUGUAUGUUUUUAUAUUUGAUGUUUAAAUAAAGACUGUUCUGCUUAAUGUU
Molecule: messenger RNA, 1722 nt
Organism: Cyprinodon tularosa
Lineage: Eukaryota; Metazoa; Chordata; Actinopteri; Cyprinodontiformes; Cyprinodontidae
Gene: lemd1
Product: LEM domain containing 1
Exons: 9
Coding region: 317-1306 (329 amino acids)
Molecular function (GO): DNA binding
Source: RefSeq, a predicted model, not a curated record